Molecule: messenger RNA, 783 nt
Organism: Laetiporus sulphureus 93-53
Lineage: Eukaryota; Fungi; Basidiomycota; Agaricomycetes; Polyporales; Laetiporaceae
Exons: 1
Coding region: 441-656 (71 amino acids)
Source: RefSeq, a predicted model, not a curated record
CUCUCCAUUAUGAUCUAUCAUGCUUGGAAGACAUUGGGCAUACCCUUCUCAGUCCGCUGGAUCAAGCAAUCCUCAAAACACUCAACCUAGUACGACCUACAGUCUCUGCAGCAACUCUUGCUUUUACUCAAGACGUGCUAAAUGUAGCCAGCAUGAGACUCGAGGAGGCAAUAAUCCUUUUUCAGGCACGGGAGAAAGAUGCUUCUCGCAUUUACUUUCCUCUCCAAAUUAUCCCGGACGUGCAGCAUCCACGAACCCACCCCCCCCCCCCCCCCCCCCCCCCACACACACACACACACACGCUCGGCCAAAUCCUAUCCUAUCUACACAAUAUCCAGGCAUCAUCCCGAGCAUCGUGCUCUCAUCUAAUCUCCUCGUUCGCUGUCGCCAUGCCAUCACCGUGAUCAUGGACACGGCAUGUCGUUGCCACGGUUGUGACUAUGGCCUGUUGCAUACUCCCUAUCCUAUUUGUCGACAAUCACAGUUAUGCCUCGUCCACGGUCAUCAUGACAUCCCUUGUUCCCGUAAUCGUCAUCUUCGCAAAAACUCCUCUUGACGCUCACCCCGCGUCACUGAAAUAUUCUCGAACGUCCAGCGGUUCCCAUUCCAGUUUUGUAUACUCAGUGCUGGAUGUAACUACUGCACCAAAGAUAUGAUCCCGUGUAUAUUUUCCUCGUCUCGCUUGAUCUGUACCUACGUCUUUACUAUGCGUUUUCGUUCUUAUAGAACUACAAAUGCAGACCGGAGGUUUCAGCGAUCGGCCGGGCAGAAGUCAGUCGCGCG